This is a messenger RNA of Rubroshorea leprosula, 869 nucleotides long. NCBI's taxonomy places the organism in Eukaryota, Viridiplantae, Streptophyta, Magnoliopsida, Malvales, Dipterocarpaceae. The record is from the annotation of a GenBank genome assembly.
GAAGAAGAAGAAGAAGAAGAAAAGGGAAGAAGGGUAUUGGAGAUCAAAGAUGGGAUCUGGGGGUGGAAGUUUCCUCAAGGUUGUUCUUAAGAACUUUGAUGUUCUUGCUGGGCCUGUGUUUAGUCUUCUUUAUCCUCUUUAUGCUUCAGUUAGGGCAAUUGAGACCAAGUCUAUUGAAGAUGACCGGCAAUGGCUCACAUAUUGGGUUCUCUACUCAAUGAUCACGCUGUUUGAGCUCACUUUCGUGAAACUGAUUGAGUGGAUCCCUAUCUGGUCUUAUGCAAAGCUGAUUUUCACCUGCUGGCUGGUCAUCCCAUACUUCAGUGGUGCUGCUUAUGUUUAUGAGCAUUAUCUUAGGCCGUUCUUUGUCAACCCGCAAACCAUUAACAUCUGGUAUGUCCCAGGGAAGAAGGAUUUCUUUAGUAAGCCUGAUGACAUUUUAACUGCUGCAGAGAAAUACAUUGAAGAGAAUGGAACUGAAGCAUUUGAGAAGCUCAUAAACAGGGCUGAUAAGUCCAAGAAGAGUAGCGGUCAUGCCAUGUAUGACGAGGACUACUGAUACUGACACGUAGCUCUAGUAUGUUUAUUGCCUGUGGAAGAGAAAGCAACAUGUUUGGUUCAUGGAACGUUGCUGGAUACUUCUGUGACGAAUCAUAUUACCAUGUGAAUUAUCUUAGGUUGCUGUUUUGCUUUUUUCAUGCACAAAAAAACUGUCAUGAUAGACAAUAUGACGUGUAAGUAAAAACUACUGGUUGUCUUUAAACUUUCCUUGUUUAUUCUGUUAUUUAUGCUUGUGUUGCUAAUGCUUUACUUUUGUUUAUUUUAUUAGAUUUCCUCACUGCAAAUAAUAGUAAAAAAAACAUUCCUAA